AUGAAAUUACAAGUAGGAAAGCUAUCUGGAUCAUUUCAGACAAUAUGCGUAGAUAUCAAUGAUACACUUAACGAUGCAUUAAAGUCAAACAACAUACUACCUCAACAAAACAGCUAUUUCAUUCCUGUAUCUGCCGGAAAAGUCCUUUGUGGAAGUUGCACAAUACAGGGUCUUGGAUUAAAAGAUAAUCAAAAAAUUAUAUUAACAGAAAAAGCUCGCCCUGCUUCGCAAAAACAUUCGACCGUUUUGAUAACUCAGUACGAACGUGAUGAGAAGAUACAAAACGAUAUACUUAUUGAAAAAUGCAGAAUUGCUGAUAUAGAAUUUCAAGGAUGGGAGUGUGAUUCUCGUUUUAAUUUACUUAUGCAAGAUAUUUAUAAUGAAGAAAAAGAAGCCGAACAGCUCGAAAAAGAAGAAUCUGAAUUUACUCAAGUAACUGUUAUUUCAAAAUCCAAAAAGAUUUCUGAUCAGCCGUUACCUCAUGUUUUUUUGAUGUCUGAAUAUCUCUAA
Trichomonas vaginalis G3 is the source of this 510-nucleotide messenger RNA. RefSeq lists its product as uncharacterized. The record is from RefSeq and is a predicted model, not a curated record. The transcript has a single exon. NCBI's taxonomy places the organism in Eukaryota, Parabasalia, Trichomonadida, Trichomonadidae. The coding region runs from base 1 to 510 and encodes 169 amino acids.